Molecule: messenger RNA, 303 nt
Organism: Closterium sp. Yama58-4
Lineage: Eukaryota; Viridiplantae; Streptophyta; Zygnematophyceae; Desmidiales; Closteriaceae
Source: the annotation of a GenBank genome assembly
AUGGAUAACAUCACAUUCACAGCCAAGGACGGCAAGGUAUUGCAGUUGGAGCACGUAUUCAUAAGGGGCAGCUUCGUUCGCUUCGUGAUCAUCCCAGACAUGCUUCGGAAUGCACCCAUGUUCAAACGACUGGAAGCCAAGCUUAAGGGCAAGGGGUCGUCCAACCUGGGAGUGGGCAGGGGCAGAGCCGUGGCAAUGCGAGCUAAAGCUAGGUCUGCAGCAAGGGGAGCGCUGGGAGCAGCACCAGAUGGGGGUGCUCCUAUGGGCAUGAUGGGCCGAGGUGCUCCUCCGCCUCGGCGGUAA